CAGAUGAAUGGAGAAAGGUGCGUUUAAAUCCUCCUGUGCUGCUAGUGUUUGAAGUAGAACACAAAUAUGAUGGAGAUGAUUGGGAGGCACAAAAGCGGAAAACGCAACAGAGCCUUUGAGGCCCAGGAGGAAGUGUACGUCGACAUGGACUCCAACACUGAUGAAGAUGCUGAGAAAAAUUCAAACCGACACAACUACAGUUUACUGCUGAUGAGGAAAGUAGCACUACUGAAACACUUUUGCGUCCAACACCGAGACACUUUGGAACUGCUUCUAAAGUUGCUUGUCGUCGCAUGUUGGGUUGCCGCAGUGAUCGUGGCCUGCGUGCUGAACUUCCGUCGGGCUCUCGAGAUGCUGGUCAUCUCCUUAAUGGUGCUCUUCUUCGUCGUCUGGGAUUGGAUGAUGGGGCGUUAUGGCGACCGGAUAUGGGAGGGGCUGCUUCCUGUCAGGGAGCUGGUCAGCAGACACUGGAUUCGGAUCAGAUGGCUGAUUUACGCGUGUGUGCUGGUGGGCCUUGUGUGCUGGCUGGUACUGGACACAGCCAAACGAGGAGAAAGACAACUUAUGUCUUUCUUUGGUUUGCUGCUCCUCAUCUUUCUCAUGAUGCUUUUCUCCAAGCAUCCUUUCAAUUGGUCCUGGCAAGUGUUGUUCUGUGGACUUGGGCUGCAGUUUGCCUUUGGGCUUCUUGUUCUCAGGACCUCCUUUGGCUUUAAAGCACUGAACUGGCUCGGCCAACGUGUUGAGAUCUUUAUAUCCUACACAGAUGUUGGUUCUCGUUUUGUCUUUGGAGAAAAACACGAGGUGCACUUCUUCAUCUUCAAGGUGAUGCCGAUCUUGGUUUUUCUGAGCGCUGUCAUUUCUAUGCUCUACCACCUGGGCUUCAUGCAGUGGCUUGUUUGCAAGAUUGGCUUCAUCAUGCAGGUUACCAUGGGAACGUCUCCGGUCGAAUCGAUGGCCGCAGCUGCAAAUAUCUUCUUGGGGCAGACAGAGACCCCCCUCUUGAUUCGACCCUACAUCCAUGAGCUCACCCUGUCCGAGAUCCACGCCGUGAUGACGGGAGGCUUCGCCAGCAUCGCCGGCACCCUCUUGGGAGUUUUCAUCUCCUUCGGGGUGGAAGCUACGCACUUGAUGACCGCAUCGUUGAUGUCUGCUCCCGCCUCGCUGGCCAUCUCGAAAAUGUUCUGGCCAGAAACAGAGACGCCGAGGACAAAAUCAAUUGACGUCAAAAUCGAAGGGGAAUGUACCAACAUGCUGGAGGCAGCGUCGCAAGGGGCCAUCUUUGCAGUGAGUCUGGUGGCCAAUGUGGUGGUCAACCUUUUGUCCUUCUUGGCUCUGGUGGCUUUCUUCGACGCCACCAUCUCCUGGCUGGGGGGCAUGUUUGACUACCCGCAGCUCAGCUUCUCGCUGAUGUGCUCGUAUAUCUUCAUGCCCUUGGCGUUCAUUAUGGGAGUUUCGUGGGAGGACAGCUUCGUGGUGGCCGAGUUGGUGGGCACUAAGACCUUCCUUAAUGAGUUUGUGGCCUAUCAGAAGCUGUCGGUGUUGAUCAAGAAGCGCAAGGCUGGCGGGCCGGAGUACAUCAACAACGUAAAACAAUACAUUUCUGUCCACUCUGAAACCAUUGCCACAUACGCCCUGUGCGGCUUUUCCAACUUGGCCUCGCUAGGCAUGUCAAUAGCAGCGAUAACGUCAAUGGCUCCGGAGAGACAAAGCGACAUCUCCUCUUGUGGCAUCCGAUCCCUGAUCGCAGGCAGCGUUUCCUGUUUUGUGACGGCCUGUGUCGCAGGCACACUGUACAUCCCUGAACUGGAGUGCCCACACUACCUCAGCAGCACAUUCAACAGCACUAAUGUGACAGUAGCAACACAACUGCUCACCUGCUGCACACAACUUUACAAUAGCGUGAAGGUGCAUGAGCCAUGGAACUACACCUUGAAGGAGUUCAGUGUGAGCAGUUUGCAAGGGUGCUGCUUGCUCACGCCAUCUUUGUCACACUUCAACUGUAGCUGGCUGAUUUGAUGCUGCUUUGACGGUCCCAACCAACGGGGGCAUUGAACGCUGGAGAAAAAUGGGAAGACUUUCCGAGAGGGCCAAGUACUGUAUGUAGGCGGCCUGUAGGAGCCCCGAUCGUCAUACCAGCCCAUAACAUAAUCAUGACCCAUAAUGUCGUACAUUUGCACUUUUUAAAAAAAUGUUAUCGGCCUAUAAUGUAAUAACUGACCAAUAACGUAAUAAAAGCCCUAAACCUA
Messenger RNA from Hippocampus comes (tiger tail seahorse), 2246 nucleotides. RefSeq names its product solute carrier family 28 member 3. The record is from RefSeq and is a predicted model, not a curated record. NCBI's taxonomy places the organism in Eukaryota, Metazoa, Chordata, Actinopteri, Syngnathiformes, Syngnathidae. Gene Ontology annotation, cellular component: plasma membrane. The transcript is spliced from 17 exons. Bases 67 to 2016 code for a protein of 649 amino acids. Gene Ontology annotation, molecular function: pyrimidine- and adenosine-specific:sodium symporter activity. Gene Ontology annotation, biological process: pyrimidine nucleoside transport; purine nucleoside transmembrane transport.